Podospora anserina S mat+ is the source of this 1434-nucleotide messenger RNA. RefSeq lists its product as uncharacterized. The record is from RefSeq and is a predicted model, not a curated record. The transcript has a single exon. The coding region runs from base 1 to 1434 and encodes 477 amino acids. Lineage: Eukaryota; Fungi; Ascomycota; Sordariomycetes; Sordariales; Podosporaceae. Gene Ontology annotation, biological process: oxalate metabolic process.
AUGCGUUUCUCCAGCAGUUCCCUUCUUCUCGGAGCAGUAGCCCUGGUCUCUGCCUUUCCCGUCCAGGACAGUCCUCGCCAGAGGCUUCUCGACGGCAAACCGCUUCCUGGCAAAUACCGGAGCAAGAAUCCAUAUACCCCCGGCUAUCGUGAUCCCUAUGACACAGCCGUGGAUUCCAUCGGGAAGGGCCUCGACCCCUUGCCCUGGCGCAAUGGCGAUGGCGCCUCAGUUCUUGGUCCGUGGAACAGAGAGCGAGCAAGACAAAAUCCAGACCUCGUCCGUCCCCCUUCCACAGACAGCGGCAACAUCCCCAACCUCCGCUGGAGUUUCGUAGACUCCCACAUCAGAAUCGAGGCAUGCCUGCCCCCCCUUCCCCUUACCACACCUUUAUCACUAACUUUUCCCCCCAAGGAAGGAGGCUGGACCCGGCAAACCACCAUCCGCGAGCUCCCCACCUCGAUCGAGCUCGCCGGCGUAAACAUGCGCCUCGACCACGGCGCCAUCCGCGAGCUCCACUGGCACAAAGAAGCCGAGUGGGCCUAUGUCUUGUCAGGCUCCGUCCGCGUGACAGCCCUGGACUACGAAGGCGGCAACUUCAUCGACGACCUCUCCCAAGGCGACCUGUGGUACUUCCCCUCCGGCGUCCCCCAUUCCCUCCAAGGCCUCGACCCCAACGGGACCGAAUUCCUCCUCAUCUUUGACGACGGCCGCUUCUCGGAAGAAAGCACGUUUAUCCUCACCGACUGGUUCGCGCACACGCCCAAGAGCGUGAUAAGCAAGAACUUCCACCUCGCCCCCGAGGUGUUUGAGAGGGUGCCCAAGAGGGAGAAGUACAUCUUCCAGGGGAGCAAGCCGGGGAGCAUAGAGGAGGAGGAGCCAAAGGGGAAGAAUGUCAAGAAGAGCAAGUACCAGUUCACGCAUCGGAUGCUGGAGCAGGAGGCGCACGUGACGAGCGGGGGGAAGGUGAGGAUUACGGACUCGAAGAAUUUCCCGAUCAGCAAGACGGUGGCGGCGGCGCAUCUGGACAUGGAGGUGGGGAGCCUGAGGGAGAUGCAUUGGCAUCCUGAUGCGGACGAGUGGAGCUUUUUCAUCAGGGGGAGGGCGAGGGUGACGGUUUUUGCGGCCGAGGGGACGGCGAGGACGUUUGACUACCAGGCUGGGGACGUGGGCAUUGUGCCGAAGAAUAUGGGGCACUUUAUUGAGAAUAUUGGGGAUGAGCCGUUGGAGGUGUUGGAGAUUUUUAGGGCGGAUGAGUUUAGAGAUUUCUCGCUUUUCCAAUGGUUGGGCGAGACGCCGAGAAGGAUGGUGGUUGAUACCUUGUUUGCGGAUGACAAGGAGGCCGGGGAGAAGUUUUUGAAGGAGAUAAACAAUCCGGUCAAGGACGAAAUUACGCUGCCAGAUAUUAAGAAUGACGAGGAAGAAGACGACUUGUAA